This is a messenger RNA of Helicoverpa zea (corn earworm), 879 nucleotides long. It is a transcript of the gene CSP8, whose product is annotated as allergen Tha p 1-like. The coding region runs from base 41 to 412 and encodes 123 amino acids. The record is from RefSeq and is a predicted model, not a curated record. The transcript is spliced from 3 exons. Lineage: Eukaryota; Metazoa; Arthropoda; Insecta; Lepidoptera; Noctuidae.
UGUUGUCAGGACACGGAAGUUUCACGUUUUAUAGCUCAUCAUGAAGUCCCUUCUAGUCCUGUGUUUAGUAAUCGCCGCUGUGUGGGCUCGACCAGAAACAUAUGACACUCGGUAUGAUGACUUUGAUGCGGAGACCCUGGUGGAGAAUGUUCGGUUACUGAAGGCAUAUGGCCACUGCUUCCUCGGCACCGGACCUUGCACUCCUGAGGGAAGCGACUUUAAGAAAACCAUCCCCGAUGCCCUUAGAACCGGCUGUGGCAAAUGCACAGCCAAACAGCGUCAUCUGAUCCGCGUCGUGGUCCAAGGCUUCCAAUCCAAGACUCCAGACCUAUGGCAACAGCUGGUCAAGAAGGAAGACCCCAAUGGCCAGUACAAGGAGAUUUUCACCAGGUUCCUGAACGGUUCCGACUAAAUAAUACCAAAGAGAUCUAAUGCCAAGAAGGUUCUACUCUCGUACACUGCAAACUUUUUGUCGCCCGACAUUAUAACGAUUAGGUAUCAGACAAUGUAAAAGUUUGAUUGCAUUUAUAUGCCAACCACCGCGUCAACUAUCGGUCGACAGUUUAGUCUGUAGUGUACGGGCGCUAGAUACAAUAUUGUUUACGAAUAUGCAUCUUGUGCAUCUAUGCAGUGCUAAGUGCUAGUUUUGGCAUGUCUGUGCGAAAAUUGUAUUAUCUCAUUUUCAUUUAGAUAAACAUUUUGGCUUACCUUGGCUUGACAUCGUCUGGGCAAAUAAGACCUAGGUCCGUGUUGACGUCUCGAUUUUGUUAUACAUCACAUUAAUUAAUUUUAAGCUUCUAUACUAACUUAAUUUGUAAACACAAAACGUUGUUAUUAUAAUUAUCUUAUUUAUUUAUUUAAUAAAAACGAUUAAAAGUA